Olea europaea var. sylvestris is the source of this 666-nucleotide messenger RNA. Its product is annotated as protein PROTON GRADIENT REGULATION 5, chloroplastic-like. Gene Ontology annotation, cellular component: chloroplast. Gene Ontology annotation, biological process: response to high light intensity; photosynthetic electron transport in photosystem I. Bases 140 to 517 code for a protein of 125 amino acids. The transcript is spliced from 2 exons. NCBI's taxonomy places the organism in Eukaryota, Viridiplantae, Streptophyta, Magnoliopsida, Lamiales, Oleaceae. The record is from RefSeq and is a predicted model, not a curated record. Gene Ontology annotation, molecular function: electron transfer activity.
GUGAUGUGUGGCUCUCAACAUGCCUCCUCAUACCACUCUUCCAUACACCACAAAACACAAGAAAAUCAAAUCUUUAACACAAAUUCUAACAUAUCUACAAUAACCUCAAAAAUAUUUUCAUCAAACACAGAAAGUUUCAAUGGCUACUUCAAUUUCUGCUACUGGAUUCAAAGGGGUCGUUUCUUCUUCUUUCCAUGGAAGCUGGGGAACUUCCAUUGUCGGCGAACCCGUGGUGGCGGUGGCGCCGCCAACCAACGUUCGGGUUGCGCGUCCGGUCCGAUCACAGCCUAUGAUGAAAAAUGUUAAUGAAGGAAAAGGUCUUUUUGCUCCAAUUGUUGUAGUCACUAGGAACAUUAUAGGCAAGAAGAGGUUCAAUCAGCUCAGAGGCAAAGCCAUUGCUUUACACUCACAGGUAAUUACUGAAUUUUGCAAAUCAAUAGGAGCAGAUUCUAAACAAAGGCAAGGACUGAUUCGACUAGCAAAGAAAAAUGGAGAAAGACUUGGGUUUCUUGCAUGAUUGGAUAUCAUUGUUUUGUCAGUUUAAUGUACUUUGUUUGUCCCAGAAAGAGAUGUAGUAGAUUAUGUAUUAAGAACAUCAAGAAAAUGUACAACUUUAUAUGAGUUCACCUUUGAAAAUGGGAUCUAUAUUUAGAUUUUCCUUGUUCA